Mytilus trossulus (common blue mussel) is the source of this 1605-nucleotide messenger RNA. Its product is annotated as putative ankyrin repeat protein RBE_0220. Gene Ontology annotation, molecular function: protein binding. Bases 1 to 1605 code for a protein of 534 amino acids. The record is from RefSeq and is a predicted model, not a curated record. NCBI's taxonomy places the organism in Eukaryota, Metazoa, Mollusca, Bivalvia, Mytilida, Mytilidae. The transcript has 4 exons.
AUGAACAUGUUGAAACGUUCAGUUUGGCAUAUAUUUCAGGCUAAAGAUGGUCAUAUUCAAUCAAAAAGCAUUUUGAAAGCAGACGAUAAAAUUAUUUCAGAGAUUUUCAAAGAUGAAGAUGGAAAAACAAACGAACAAACAACCCUUAAAUGGUCUAGUACAGAGACUAAAAAGAAACCUCAAUUAGGAGGAAUAAUUAUGGCAGUGACAUCAGCUGUGUUGAUAUGUAUAGCGAUUGGAGCAAACCUCGUUGUUAUCUUGAAAUCUCAACAAGAAAAGAGAUUAGCUAUGAGGAACAGAUGUAAUAACCAAUUUGAACUAACAGCCAUGGAUGAGUGUGAGCAAGGAUUACUUCAAGAUGACUUAUUUGAUCAGUAUAUAAAAGAAAUAAAAAAAUUACAAGAUGAUGAGGACAAAACUAAAUACUGUGCACUUUUUCUUUUAAUUGUGUAUAAUGGAUGUUUAAGCAAGAAAGUGUUAACAUCAGAUGGUGCAUCUAGAAGGGGAGAUAUACUUAAAGAAUUUGGCAUAUUUGACACAAGUAUACUUUACAUAUUUGAACAGUUGAAAGCUCAUGUUUAUUUUUUUGUGAAAGCAACUAGAUACAUUACCACUAAGUUAAAUACAUAUGAUGAAUUUGUCCCAAUAGAUGACAAAAUGUUUGAUUUUGUCUGUUUUUAUUAUGGUAAGCAUAACCAAAGAACAUUUAUUAAGUUUUCACAUACUAAGAUAUUGAAUGGACGAACACAGUUUGUCUCACUACAAGAAAAGUCUGACGGAUUAACAGUCAUGAUAACGCGUAAUAAUGAAAAUGCUUAUUUCAAUAGAAUUGUUAAUGACUUGUUGAAGGGAUGUGUCACUGAAGUAGUUUACAACCAGCAAAUGAAGUUCCCGACAUACAGAUCAGCUUUGAUUAACUUUAUGGAAAAUCUUGACGCCCACACAAAAUUAAAAGUAGUAAAUGCUGCUAGCACUGAGAGUGGUUCGACUUUCUUCAUGUAUGCAUAUUGCGAGAGUUAUGAUGACAUAACACAAUUUUUAAUUAAGGAAAAUGCAGAUACUGAUAUAGCAAAUUUUGAGGGACAAAGUACGAUGAGAAUUGCAUGUUACGAUAAGCAGCUAGAAACUGUUGAUAUCUUUUUAAAGAAUGGGGCAAAUCCCAAUGCUUGCUUUGAUGAUGGAUGGACCCUUCUUACUGAAUCCUGUUACGCUGGUAAUUUAGAGAUAGUUAAAUUGUUGAUAAAUGCAGGUGCAGAAGUCAAUCAUGUCAAUGGAAAUGGAGAUACUCCUGUAACGUCAUGUGUUGUUUUGGGGCAUUUCGAAGUUAUGAAGCUGCUGACUGACAAUGGAGCUACAUUGAAUACCUCUAACAAGUUCGGCGUUAAUUCAUUGACCUCAGCAUGUUUCUAUGGACAUAUCAAACUAGUUAGAUUUCUUAUAUCUAAGAAUGUCGAUAUAAAUGAAGCAGACGCAAAUUCCUGGACACCGUUGAUGUAUGCUUCCUUAUUUAAUCAUAAUAAUAUUAUGAACCUACUGUUAGCAAAUGGAGCAAACAACAAUGCAUUUGAUAAAAAUCAAUGGACAUCACUUAUGAAAAAAAUCUAA